AUGGCCUCUCGAGAUGAUGCCUCUGCUGCUACUACUACUACUGAUGAUGGAAGUCAGUCUGCCGAUUCCAAGGCUUUGAAGAAGAAAGAUGAUGGAUCUAUUGAUACUGCAGAUCUCAAAGAAAAGCUCGCUGAAUCUGUCAAAGAGUCUGUUGCCAUUGCCACAAGAAGCACUCCUGAUCGCCAGUGCAAGCACAAGCAGAAUGUAGAAGACUCUCUUGUGAUUAAUACAAAGGGCGCCAGGCAUGUCAAUACCCGGAGAGGUGCUGCCGCAGGUUCCUGUUCCAAGGCCAACAAGAAGGGAAACAAGAAAAAGGCUCCUGGUGGGAAACCACCCCCUGGCAAGCCAAAGAAGAAGUCGAAGAAGGUGCCUGCUGUGAAGGAGGAGUCUCAGCAGCGCAACCAUGGUUCCAACUUCACGAAGAAGGAAGAUAUUUGGCUUGCCCGUUCCUUCAUUACUUGUUCCAAAAACAAUCUACUGGGAGCCAACCAAAAGGACAAGAAAUUCUGGCACAAAGGUGUGGAAGCACGCUUCAAUAAGCUGGCCGAGGAGGAGACAGAGCCUGAUGAUGAUGGUCUCAAGAGUAUCCAGCCUUUGACUUCUCUAUUACAGAGGAGGACGCCCAGAAGAAAAUUGAGGAAAUGGACUCAAAGAGAAUUGUAA
Messenger RNA from Seminavis robusta, 663 nucleotides. Lineage: Eukaryota; Bacillariophyta; Bacillariophyceae; Naviculales; Naviculaceae. The record is from the annotation of a GenBank genome assembly.